Nannospalax galili (Upper Galilee mountains blind mole rat) is the source of this 3621-nucleotide messenger RNA. It is a transcript of the gene Vxn, whose product is annotated as vexin. The transcript has 6 exons. The record is from RefSeq and is a predicted model, not a curated record. Gene Ontology annotation, biological process: neuron differentiation; neurogenesis. The coding region runs from base 520 to 1131 and encodes 203 amino acids. Lineage: Eukaryota; Metazoa; Chordata; Mammalia; Rodentia; Spalacidae.
AAGCUAACCUGACAACCAAAGAUCCCAUUCCCCUGACGGAAAAAAAAAAGCCCUUUUCCUUUCUGGAAUGGAAGGCAUGACUGAUGGCAAAAUUGACAUUUCCUCUUGGGUGAAAUCCUCCAGCCAAGCUGGGCGCUAACCGAGUAGGCGAUUUCACUUUCGUCACUUCACAAAGACUUCCAAAUUCACUGCGGCAGACACUGCAAAAUAAAAAUGUUAAGUACAUCCUAGCUGAGGAGAGACGGAAGCCUCCGCACUCAAUCAAAGGUUUGCAAUAAUAGGAUUCAUUUAGAAAAAAAAAAAAAAAAAAAAAAAAAAAAAAGAAAAAAAAAAAAAAGGACAGAUGGGCUUAGGAAAUGUUGCAGUAGAGGCUGGCAUGAGAGGAGCUCACAGGCAGCCUGCCUUUUGUGGACCUGCACAAUGAUUCCGGAGCCAGACCGGCUUAGGAAAGCUUGGGACUAGGGCUCCAGAGAGAGGCCACCAGCUCCUGGACACCCAAGGGGACAAGCGACUGCGGCCAUGCAUCAGAUCUACAGCUGCAGUGAUGAGAAUAUAGAAGUUUUCACCACGGUGAUUCCUUCUAAGGUGUCCAGUCCAGCCAGGAGAAGAGUCAAAAGCUCUCAACACCUGACCAAGAAUGUGGUGAUCGAGUCGGACCUGUACCCGCCCAGGCCCCUGGAGCUGCUGCCGCACCGCAGUGAGCGCAGGGACGCGGGUGACAGCCGUAGGUUUGGCCGGCUACAGACCGUCCGGCCUCCAGGCGCGCAUCCAGCCAAAACCCCCGCCAGAUCUGUGGGGAUUUCUGAACCCAGAGCAUCCAGUCUGUGUGGGAAUCGAGCAUAUGGAAAGUCAUUGAUUCCCCCAGUGGCCCGAAUCUCAGUGAAAGCUCCAGCUGUGGUGGAGGCAGCAGCCACAGGCUCAGAAAACAGAGUUGUUCUGGGGAGAGGAUCCAGACACCUCAAGAAGAUAGCUGAAGACUAUCCAACCCUUCCCCAGGGAGCGGAGGCCUCCCUGCCCUUAACAGGUAGUGCCUCCUGUGGUGUCCCUGGCAUUCUCCGGAAAAUGUGGACCAGGCACAAGAAGAAGUCUGAAUACGUGGGAGCCACCAAUAGUGCCUUUGAGGCCGACUAAAGGUGACCCUUUGGGUAUCUCAAAUUGACCAAGGCUCACAGGAGGACAGAAAAUUUGAGAACUGGAACUGAGUCACUCCCCCCUCUGCUGAUAGCUGAUCCAAAUACGUCAUCCUCCCUCACUAGCCAACUCUCUGGCAUAGGGCAAGGAAAGGAACAUCCUAGAAGGCAGGAAAUCUGCUACUUCCCAGAACUACUAAAGCAAUUGGUCUUCAGUUCACAGUGGGAACUUAUAAAGGUCAAGUCCUAACCUUUAGGCAAAACUAGAUCAAAAGCAGACUUUCCUAGGACAUGUGAAAGCCCUCCAAGGAAAGAAGGCAGCUCCUCUGUCUUGUGAAUUUUUCCAAAAUGUAAGAUGGUUGAGGCACUUGUAAACCUAAUGAUUCUUACUUUUGUUAUUUCAUGUUUAUUUCGCCUUCAUGAGGUGAGAAGUCAUUAUAUACUUACUUAGUUCUACUAUCUACUUAACAGUAUCCUCACAGUCUGCUUUGAUAACCAUUUGGCAUGACUGCAUGAGUUCUUUUUUUUUUUAAUAUACAGCUUUUCUAUAGAAAAGCAUUUAAAAUUAAACUAAUUUUAGUGUCUUAUGUUUUAUAAAGUGGCACAAUUAACUUGCUUUGGUACCAUGACUUCAGCUUCUGAAAGUGUUUUCCCAUUUAUUAUUUCUUCUUGUCAUCACAAAAUUCCCAUUGAAAAAAGCAUGAUUCUUCCCAGCUUAUAGAAGGGAAAAUUGGGGCCUCUGGAUCUUUUGUGAGUAGGCAGCUGGUAGUGGGACUCAUCACCAGCUCUCAGCUUCUCUCUAGCAGACACUCUCUGUGCUUACUCUAAUAACUGAUUUAAGAAAGUUGUUAAAUGGCGGGGAAAACUUUGAAGGGCAGAAUCUGAUAAAGUUGAAACAAACAAGUGAUUUGAAUGAAACACAGCAUUAUGCAUUAAAUUGGUAAACUGAAUGUGGGAGCAGAGGUCUGUUGAAACUAAGCAACUAAGAGGUUGAGGCAGGAGGAUCACUUGUUUGAGACCAGCCUGGACAGCUUAUUAAGACCCUAUCCCCAAAACAAAACACAAAAAAUUAUGCAUUAGAUUAAUCUGAAAGAAACUGUACUUUUUGUAAGUCAAAAACAGCUGAAUAUCUAUCUAAUAUUCUAUGCUUCAACCUAAUAUAUACCAUGUUAUUUCCUUCUUUCAAUGGAAACAUCAUUAUCAGUGUCAACGUCAGUGUCAACAUCAGUAGCCUUAAAAUGAUCAUAAAAUAAAUAAUGAUAAUGAUAGCUACCAUUUAUAAAAUACCUACUGUGUGCGAGGUACAAUGCUGAGCACUUCAUAUAAAUUAUUCUAUUCUAGCAACCGAGUUAUAUAGACUUUUCUGGCGCAUAUGUUGAUACCAAUUCAAAGAGGUUUAAUGAUUAGUUUGCAGGCAUCUAACAUCUAGGUGUCAGACUUCAGUGCCUAUGUUUUAUCUACUCCUUCACACACACUCAAAAUAGGGAAGGUCUAAAGUUAGUAAGGAAGUUUCCAUCUCAAUCACUAAAGCUCAUGGAUUAGGAGAGGCUGUCUGGAGCACUGUAUGGCGAUGAGGCAUAAGAGUGCAGAAAUCCAGCUGGGCAUGGUAGUGCACACCUUUAAUCCCAGCACUCAGGAGGCAGAGGCAGGUGGAUCUCUGUGACUUCAAAGCCAGCCUGGUCUACAUAGUGAGUUCCAGGCCAGCGGGGGCUACAGGGAGACUCUGUCUCAAAAAGACAAAAAAUAAAUAAAAAAGAGUGCAGAAAUUGAUGAGUAAUGUCUGCCUGUGGAGUGGUUGAUAACAUGGGCCUUGUAUAUUCCUCAUUUGUGGCUUAAACUCUGUCCCAGAUGUCUCAUUUCCUAAUUAAGAGGUUUUAAUUAAUCCUGUCUUCUUAAUGAAAGCUCUGUGGUAAAAUUUAGCCUAAGACUGUAUUGGAAAUCAUGUAUGUCUUGGCACAAAGAUGGUUUGAGCAGUCUAGGUCUCAGGUUCAACUGCUACUGUGGUCUGCUGCUCUGUGGCCAAUGUUCACAUGAAUCUCUAGGUGAACUGUAAGAAGGCAAAGGAAGGCCAAGACAUGGGUUCCAGGCUUUUACCUUGCUGAUUCCUGUGCUUCAACUGCUGGCUUACACUCUGAGCACCUGGCUCUCAAAUCCAAACAUAGUCUGGAAACUUGGACAUCAAGCACUUUGUCAACAAGGGUCUAGUCCCACUGAACCAUCCAAUGUUGUACACAAUAUUGAGGCUGGACUCCAGAACAAAGUUACAAAGCAAACAGGUAAUUGAUGCUAACCUUCAUAGAAUCUCCAACUAUUGAACUUUUAAAAUUUGCAAUUCAUGUCUUAAGUUGGUAUGUAGCACCUGGAGAUUUAUAUAAGUUGGAAUUCAUUUAUUUAUCUUUAAACAUUUCAUGGUAGAGUGUUUGCCUUGCAUAAAACAUUUCAUUUGGCCAAAUCAAAUAAAAAUAAAGUAUGCUUAUUUGUGACAUUAAUA